Humulus lupulus (European hop) is the source of this 2329-nucleotide messenger RNA. RefSeq names its product cysteine-rich receptor-like protein kinase 44. Gene Ontology annotation, molecular function: protein kinase activity; ATP binding. Bases 149 to 2170 code for a protein of 673 amino acids. NCBI's taxonomy places the organism in Eukaryota, Viridiplantae, Streptophyta, Magnoliopsida, Rosales, Cannabaceae. Gene Ontology annotation, biological process: protein phosphorylation. The transcript has 7 exons. The record is from RefSeq and is a predicted model, not a curated record.
AAUUUUUGACUUGGGUGACUCAGCUGUAAUAACUCAAUCACCCUCAGUUCCCUCACUGCGUCUCUCCGGCUUGGAUCCAAAUCGAAAUUAAAUCAACAAAAUCUGAAAGCAAUUUUAGUUAAUUUUUAGUUAAAAAGAAAAGAGAGAGAUGGAAAAGUUGUCUACCAAGUUUUUCUGUCUAUUCUUGGCUCAUGCCCUCUAUUCGAGUUCUUUAAUCCACCUUGGAGAAUCAACACCAGCGUACAGCGAACACGCAUGUACAAAUUCGACGGCUACUGAUACUCUUUUAACCCAAGAUAGCACCUACCUCUCCAAUCUCAAUAUCCUCCUCUCCUAUCUCACCUCCAACGCCACCAAAGAUGGUGGCUUUUACCAAACCACCGUCGCCAGCGGCACUCCCGACGCCUCAACUGGCCUCUUCCAAUGCCGCGGAGACAUAACUGCUUCCGUAUGCCGAGAAUGCGUCGGAAUCGCUUCUACAGAGGUACUUAAGCGGUGCCCACUAGAAAAGCAAGCCGUAAUCUGGUACGACGUGUGUUGGAUACGGUACCAGGACAGCUCUGUCUUCUUGCCGAACCCGGGCAUAGUGCCGUCGACAUCGUUGCAGAGUUCGGAGACCGUGACGGAAGCCGAGCGUUUUAACGAAUUGUUGGCGACUGUUAUGGACGCACUAGCGAACAAAGCAGCGAAUUCCGGGUCGGUUAAGAAGUUCGCGACGGACCAAAAGAACUUCCAGAGUUCGCAGACUUUGUACGGCUUGGCGCAAUGCACACCGGACUUGUCGGCGUUCGAUUGCAACACGUGCUUGCGUAGCGCCAUCGGUUUCUUUCCUGAUUGCUGCAGUGGCAAACGAGGUGGGUCCGUUUUCUUGCCCAGCUGCAUCACCAGAUUCGAGUUCUACCCCUUCUUCAACUCCACUGCUACACCUUCAAGUUCAACUCCGGUUCCACCUUCAGGAAAAAGAAACGGUUCAACAGUUACAAUUAUUGCCAUUGUUGGGCCAAUUGGUGUGGUUCUUAUGGUCUUCGUGAUUGGCUUCUGCUUCCUCCGUAGGAAAGCAAAGAUGAGGAAAUAUCUCUCUAUUCGGCGGCAAGACAGUGUCCGAAAUGAAAUUUCAAUGGCUGAGAGUUUUCAAUUUGCCAUGGAGGAAAUUAAGACUUCCACUAACCACUUUUCGGAUGAGAACAAGAUAGGGAGAGGUGGAUUUGGUGAAGUUUACAUGGGUACCUUGAGUGAUGGACAGAAAAUAGCCGUGAAAAGACUGAUUGGAAAUUUAGGGCAAGGAGCAGAGGAACAAUUUAAAAAUGAGGCCAAAUUGAUGGCCAAGCUUCAACACAGAAAUCUUGUAAAGCUAUUAGGAUUUUGCUUAGAAGGAGAAGAAAAAAUUCUGAUCUACGAAUAUGUGCCCAAUAAAAGCCUUGAUUUCUUUCUAUUCGAUGAUGAGAAGAAAAACAUGCUAGAUUGGUCAACACGCUACAAGAUUAUAACAGGGAUUGCGAGAGGAAUUCUUUAUCUUCAUGAAGAUUCUAGACUUAAAAUUAUACAUCGUGAUCUAAAAGCUAGCAACAUUUUAUUAGAUGACCAUAUGAAUCCUAAGAUUUCGGAUUUUGGCAUGGCAAAAGUUUUUGUUAUGGACCAAACUCGUGGAAGUACCAAUCGUAUUAUUGGAACUUACGGUUACAUGUCUCCGGAGUACGCCAUGCAUGGACAAUUUUCUUUUAAGUCGGACGUGUUCAGCUUUGGUGUGUUGGUUCUUGAGAUUCUCAGUGGCAAGAGAAACAAUUUUUUCAAUCAAUCACACGGUGAUGGAGACCUCUUGAGCUAUGCUUGGGAGCUUUGGAAGGAAGGAACUUUCUUGGAAUUGUUGGAUCCAACUUUAAGAAAUUCCUUCUCAAAAAAUGAAGUGAUUAGAUGCAUUCAUAUGGGAUUGUUAUGUGUUCAAGAAAAUCCUGUUCAUAGACCCACCAUGGCAACAAUAGUUCUCAUGCUCAACAGUUACUCUGCUAUACUUCCACCACCUCAACAACCAGCAGCCCUAUCUCAUCGUAAUAAUAGAACACAGUCGAGCACGGCAACUACUGGUGAGCACCAAUCUAAUCAAUCUAUGCCCAAUUCAACACAAUGGUCAGUUAAUGACGGAUCCAUGAUCACUGAAGUCUACCCUCGAUAGUACAGGGUUGGGUUGGCACAACUGUCAACUAUAUUUUCUAAAUUAUCUGUUUACUUUGUAUAAUAAACUAACUACUAGCAUGGUUGCAAAUAUAGGACCAUUGUAAUGAUCUUAAUAGAAACUUAUUUUGCACAACUUCCCGCAUAAUUGGGAUAAGAA